AUCGAAUACUCGAAAUCAGAAUCAUCUGGAGGAAAAUUGUAAACAAUCCGUGGUUUUGUGCGGAAAAUGUCCACGUAGCAUCGCGAUAACGAAUUUACUGUGUUAAUUAGUGCUCCACGUGUCACUGGAAAGCCUCCCCGAAGCACCAUGACGAAGCUAAUGCAGUGGUUGGCCGGUGUAUUCGCCUUUCUCGCAAUUUACAUUCCUCUCGUGACCGGCAUGGUUGACGUCGAAUGCCUCCGGAACUUUCAGUACGAAAUCAAAAUCCUGCCAAUUGUGCUCAUUGGUCUGUUUGGGAUUCACUCAAUAAAUGUCGUUCUCUAUCGCACCUUCACGAUCCGGGACUGCAAUGACGCAGCUGAGGAACUACAGAAAGACAUCAAAGAUGCCCGGGCAGACUUAAUUGCCAAGGGAUUCAAAUUUCGGGACUGAUGAGUCAGCCAGAAGGCGAACAAGCGGUUUACUUUUUACACUGGCAAGAGAAUUUUGGAGGUUUUCAAUGAAAAUCAAUUUAAAUUUCCCA
This is a messenger RNA of Phlebotomus argentipes, 523 nucleotides long. RefSeq names its product dolichol-phosphate mannosyltransferase subunit 3 (gene Dpm3). Lineage: Eukaryota; Metazoa; Arthropoda; Insecta; Diptera; Psychodidae. The coding region runs from base 148 to 432 and encodes 94 amino acids. The record is from RefSeq and is a predicted model, not a curated record. Gene Ontology annotation, biological process: GPI anchor biosynthetic process. The transcript has 2 exons. Gene Ontology annotation, cellular component: dolichol-phosphate-mannose synthase complex; endoplasmic reticulum membrane.